GGCGAGGCGACUGUUCGUGCUCCCCCAGGAACGCAGCUUCUUCCAAGCGUUGCGCACAGAGCUUUCCACCCCGCCCCGACCCGGUCACCCGCGGCCUCGCUAGCUACUGCUAUAUAUAACACCAGCGCGGCUGCACGGCGCUCCGUGCUCCAGCCACCACCACGGCAACCCAGCAAGGCGAGCUCCUCUGGUUCAUAACUUUCUUCUUCACCGACCUCGGCACACCUCCACCGAGAACAAGCAAGUUUUCAAGCUCUCGAGCACAAAACCUGUCGUGGCCGCAGCUGGUUGGCAACCAACGGUUUCAGAAAUGAAGGUGGCACUGUGCAGCAAAAGAUCGUGAUCAAGGUGCAGAUGAGCUGCGACAAGUGCCGGGCCAAGGCGAUGGCGCUGGUGGCGGCGGCCGGCGGCGUGGACUCCGUGGCGAUCGCCGGCGCCGACAGGGACCAGGUCGUCGUCGUGGGCGAGGGCGUCGACUCCAUCCACCUCACCGCCGCGCUGCGCAGGAAGGUCGGGCCCGCGCACAUCCUGCAGGUCGGCGAGGACAAGAAGGACGACAAGAAGAAGCCGCCGCCGGCGCCGCCCGUGCCCGACUACUACCCGUGGUGCUACCCGCCGCCGCCGUCGCAGCCGGCCGGCUUCCUCUCCGACCCCUACGGCUACGGGUACGCCUACCAGACGCGGCAAGAGAGCAGCGGCUGCUCCAUAAUGUAGAUUGUACAUUUGUAUCUGUACUUGUAGAGAGAAGGCAACAAUCCACACAUACGUACGUAUGUACGGGCUAGUAUAUGUACUUGUAGAGAGAAGGCAACAAUCCACACAUAUACUUCUUUUUUUUAAGGGAAUCCAUACAUAUACCUGAUACAAAGAUUGUAGUUUUCUUUUCUUUUCUAGCGGUACUCUAAUUUGUGAAUGAAACUCUUGGAUUUUCUUGCACU
This is a messenger RNA of Panicum virgatum (switchgrass), 938 nucleotides long. Its product is annotated as disease resistance protein Pikm1-TS-like. The coding region runs from base 355 to 714 and encodes 119 amino acids. Gene Ontology annotation, molecular function: metal ion binding. The transcript has 2 exons. NCBI's taxonomy places the organism in Eukaryota, Viridiplantae, Streptophyta, Magnoliopsida, Poales, Poaceae. The record is from RefSeq and is a predicted model, not a curated record.